GGAAGCCGCCGAGUGAUUGGUGAGCGGAGGAGUUUUCUUCCGCCGGGAAGGGAAGAGCGCCGGAGGCGGGGAUUUGAGGGGGUCAGUUGAGUCACGAUUACCAGGCUGGGAGGUCAGCAUCCGGGAGGGGUUUGUGGGUGAACUCUGGGUCCCCCGCCCGCUGAGGAGAUGGAUGAGGACGGGCUUCCUCUCAUGGGGUCAGGCAUAGACCUGACGAAGGUGCCAGCUAUUCAACAGAAAAGAACAGUGGCUUUUCUAAACCAAUUUGUGGUGCACACUGUACAGUUCCUCAACCGCUUUUCUACAGUUUGUGAGGAGAAACUGGCAGACCUUUCACUUCGUAUCCAACAAAUUGAAACAACUCUCAAUAUUUUAGAUGCAAAGUUGUCAUCUAUCCCAGGCCUAGAUGAUGUCACAGUUGAAGUAUCUCCUUUAAGUGUCACGAGUGUCACAAAUGGAGCACAUCCUGAAGCCACUUCAGAGCAACCACAGCAGAACAGUACACAAGACUCUGGACUACAGGAAAGUGAAGUAUCAGCAGAAAAUAUCUUAACUGUAGCCAAGGAUCCAAGAUAUGCCAGAUAUCUCAAAAUGGUUCAAGUGGGUGUACCAGUGAUGGCAAUAAGAAACAAAAUGAUAUCAGAAGGACUAGACCCAGAUCUUCUUGACUUUCCUUUCGCUGUGCCUCAUGUACACUUGGAAGCUUCAGGGAUUUAGCAGUGAUCAUGCCAGCCUCUACAGAUCGCGUCUCUGUCUGUAGUUGAGUCUCCAUGGUAAUGAGAAGCAAAAAGUGCUGAAGCAGCACACUAUGUAAGGACUGGCAAGAGAAAAUACUGCCGAGGCCUCUACAGGCGUAGCAUUUAAUCCCCAUGGUGCCGAAGAAGCCCGAGAGAAGCACGCUGUGGUGUGGAGCGGGAGACUAAGGCCAUGGACUUGGCAGAUUUACUAGCAGCAAUAUUCUAAGACGAACCUAAUUUACAGUUUGCAAGUGCUCUUUUCAAUUGGAAAAGACCUUGAAUUUUUCUUUUCUUUUC
Messenger RNA from Saimiri boliviensis boliviensis (Bolivian squirrel monkey), 1034 nucleotides. RefSeq names its product WASH complex subunit 3 (gene WASHC3). Gene Ontology annotation, cellular component: WASH complex. NCBI's taxonomy places the organism in Eukaryota, Metazoa, Chordata, Mammalia, Primates, Cebidae. The record is from RefSeq and is a predicted model, not a curated record. Gene Ontology annotation, biological process: exocytosis; actin filament polymerization.